This is a messenger RNA of Mangifera indica (mango), 2056 nucleotides long. RefSeq lists its product as uncharacterized. Bases 86 to 1792 code for a protein of 568 amino acids. Gene Ontology annotation, molecular function: polyubiquitin modification-dependent protein binding. Gene Ontology annotation, cellular component: VCP-NPL4-UFD1 AAA ATPase complex. The record is from RefSeq and is a predicted model, not a curated record. The transcript has 3 exons. Lineage: Eukaryota; Viridiplantae; Streptophyta; Magnoliopsida; Sapindales; Anacardiaceae.
UCCAAAAUAUAUUUAAAAUUCCAAAUAACACAACAUCACCCUCUGAUUAUCGAUUUACACCCAGAUGUUUUAGUAGAGAAAAUAGAUGGAUUUUGAGUUGAGAAGUGCAAGAGAAAAGCUAGAGAAAGAACAGAAGGAGAGGAAAGAAAAAGCAAGAUUAAAACUUGAAAGAGAAAGAAAGGCUAAAGAAGAGGCUAAAAAACAACGUGAUGCAAUUGAAGCGGCUCAGAGAUCUCGAAGACUCGAUGCCAUUGAUGCCCAACUCAAGGCCGAACAAGAGGUGCAAGAAAAUUUGCUUGUUGGAGGAGGAAUUGCAUUUUAUCGUGUCUUAGAAGUUGUGCCUUACCGGGGUAGUGGAGAUAAGAUCAAAUUACCACCUUCAUGUUUCACUGAAUUGUCUGGCCAAGGUGCUUUUGACAAGGGUCCUCUGCAUUUCAAACUAUCAGUAGUUCAUCAAGAGGGUCCAUCAAAUACAGAGGAUAGUGAAAAUUGGAGGAGCACCCAUGCUGGUGUUUUGGAAUUCACUGCAGAUGAAGGUUUUGUUGGGCUUCCUUCUCAUGUAUGGAGCAACUUAUUCCCCACUGCGACUCCAAAGGCUUCAUUAGUUGAAGUUCGUUAUGUUCAAUUACCAAAAGGAACUUAUGCAAAACUCAAGCCUGAUGGGCUUGGGUUUUCAGAAUUACCCAGUCAAAAGGCAGUCCUUGAAACAAGCCUUCGCCAACAUGCCACUCUUUCCCAGGGUGAUGUCCUUACAGUCAAUUAUGGAGCACUGGAAUACAAGUUACAAGUUCUUGAUUUGAAGCCCUCUUCAAGCAUAUCUGUUCUAGAAACUGAUAUUGAGGUUGAUAUAGUAAAUCCUGAUGCGAAAUCAGAGGGGGGAAAUCAAUAUGUACUGAAGCCACUUGUAUUUGGAAAGUCAGAAUCUGGAAUGGUUGAUGAAGGGAACUAUCUAUAUUACAAGUUCUCAAUUGAUGAUGAUACCUGGGAAAAAAUAGUUUCUGGAGAGAAAAGAAUUGAGAUAAAAUUCGACACAGAGAUAGAUGGAGGAGACACUAAUUUGUAUGUAUCCAGGCAUCCUCUCAUAUACCCAAGCUGUCACCAGCAUGAAUGGUCUUCUCAUGAUGUGAGGUCUAAAGUUUUGAUUCUUAGCUCUAAGGAUAAGAACUUGGGGGUUGGAGCCUACAGCAUUGGUGUGUGUGGCUUCAAGGACACAACAAAGUUCCGUCUAUUGGUAACAAUUGAGGAUAAUAGUGGCCGUAAAGUGGGUCAACAAGCAACAUCAUCUUCAUCCUCUAUUGAUAUGGAUGCCAUGAAGUGUAGGAACUGCAACCGCUUUAUACCCAGCCAGAGUAUUGUGUUGCAUGAAGCCUAUUGUAGUAGACAUAGUGUGGUCUGUCAGCAUGCUAGUUGUGGGGUUGUACUGAGAAUUGAGGAGGCCAAAACCCAUGUUCAUUGUGAAAAAUGUGGGGAAGGUCUUCAGCAGGGAGAAAUGGAGAAGCACUUGAAGGUCUUUCAUGAGCCACAUACUUGCCUCUGUGGAAUAGUCCUUGAUAAUGCUGCAAUGGUACAACACAAAGCCUCAGGUUGUCCUCUACGGUUAAUUACCUGCCAGUUUUGUGGGGAUAUGGUCCAAGCAGGAAGCUCACCUAUUGAUGCCCGCGACAGACUAAGAGGACUAUCUGAGCACGAGAGCAUAUGUGGAUCGAGGACAGCUCCAUGUGAUUCUUGUGGGCGUGCUGUUAUGUUGAAGGACAUGGAUAUUCACCAAAUCGCAGUUCAUCAAAAGAGCUAAACUUGUGUACCCAAAUCCCAAGUUUCCUCAUAUUUGAAUGGCUGGCAUGUGUGCUUCAUAGUACAGCUUAUACAAAGAAAAGAAUUUAUGCAGCUGUGAACACAUUCAUGUAUGAAGCACAGCGCCUGACUUGCCUGUAUUUUGGCGAUUACUGUUGUAUCACAAGUAAGUAAUUGAUUGCUGGGGCAUGCUAAAUGCAACAUAGAAAUAAUAUCAUGUGAGUUAUAAUGUUGCAUAUGAUGUAUUCUUCUUCAUUUUUUUUUU